Molecule: messenger RNA, 3060 nt
Organism: Saccharomycodes ludwigii
Lineage: Eukaryota; Fungi; Ascomycota; Saccharomycetes; Saccharomycodales; Saccharomycodaceae
Gene: SEC8
Product: exocyst subunit SEC8
Exons: 1
Coding region: 1-3060 (1019 amino acids)
Biological process (GO): Golgi to plasma membrane transport; exocytosis
Cellular component (GO): exocyst
Source: RefSeq, a predicted model, not a curated record
AUGGAGCAUUUGUCUGUUAACCAGUCGAUGGGUAGAAGACGUGGUUUGUCUGUUUCAACUGUCACUGAAAAUGAGAAAAAAAAAAUGGGUGAUGUGUUGGAUGAACUUAAAGAUGAUUUACAACUAGUAAAAACCAGCUGGAAAGAAGACUUGAAUAAAGACUCAAAUCCAUUAGAAUUGGCUUUACUUCUUUUGGACAACACUUCCGUGGGUCUAGGCCACAGAUUUAACGAAUUUAAAAGUUUGAAAUCAAAGAUUGAAUACGAUUUGCAAAAGACUGUCAACGAACAUUAUCAAGCGUUUAAUUCUAAUAUUUCAUCAUAUAGAGAUUUAGUUCAAUUGAUAUCUAGCUCUCAAGAACAAAUCAAUACUCUUAGAAAUAGAACCGAUACAGCAAUUGUUAAUAUAACCAAAAAACACGAAUCAUUAGAAUCCUUGAAUGAAGAUCACAUAAGAAAGUCUAAAGUAAUUGAGAUAUUAAAUGCAUUGGAAACAAUUGUUGCAUAUCCAGCACAAAUAGAUAAGGCCAUUAAUUCCAAGAACUUUUCACAAGCACAAGAUCUCUUAAGUAAAAGCUUUAACAUUGCAAAUGCAAACAAUUUAUGGAAGUUAAAGGCAUGCCAAAUUAUUAAACAACAAUUGGAAAUGCAGCAAAAAAAUUUGUUUGAAUUAAUUGUUGAAGAGGUUGAAUGUCUAAUUUAUGUGAAAAAUUCAAGAAUUUCUGACAUUGAUGAAAUUUUCAACUUUCCAAAAUUUAAGAGCAAUGACUUUUCUGAUUUGGAAAAUUAUUUUUACCAGAUUUCAAAUAUUGAUGUCAUUGACAAAUCUGAGAAAAUUAACGAGUCCUUAGUAAUGUUUCUGAAGGAAUUGGGGUCACCUGAAAAUGCGUUGAAUGUUGUUAAGGAUGUAGAUCAAUUGACCACGUAUGAAAAAAUAUACCAAUACAUGAUUGUUAUCAAUGACAUGAAUGAACUUCAUACUGCCUUGGAAAUUUUUUACAAUAGAACGACGGAAGAGUUGCACAAUGUAAUUGUAAAAACAACCGAAAACAUUCGACUGGCACAUCCUGUGGUGAUGAAAAUACUUGCCACAUUAAGUGAUUCUUCUUCCAUUUCCACCUCAAGAAAUUUAAUAUAUGUUGUGUUAAAAGAAUUUUUCUGGGAAAUAUUCUCCAAGUUUUUAUUUGCAGUUCAGGCACAUAGGGCUGUUUAUGAAAUUAUGAGAUCCUUACAACCUCCAGGUUCCGAUGUUGGAUAUGAUUUGGGUGGUAUAUGGAACAAAAUUUUGACGGAGUUGGAAAAUUUUUUAGAUAUCUAUGUUAAUGACUCAGAAAAUGAAGAAUCCAGAAGAAUAACAGACAAAAGUAAUGGCAAAGUUUUAGAUAACAUUGAAAAUGAUAAAAAGGAUAGUAACAGCAAUAAAAUUUUUAGUUUAACCAACACUAUUGAAGGUUCUUCAAAAGCCAGGGGCCAUGCCACUGAGAUGAAGAAAUUGCUUCAGGAUAUGUUCCCAGGGUUUUCGAGUUCUACGAACUUUGAUACUGAAUCUAUAUAUCUAAAGGAAGAAGCAUAUGAACAAGAGGAAACUUUAGUGAAACCAAGCGCUUUUAAUAUGAAAUUUAUUUUGGAGUCUCUAUUGUUAUUUAUUCAAGGUUCUAAUAAAGCAAUCCCAUCAUCUUUGUUUCAAAAUACCCAGUCACCGCUAGUUUUCUUUGAUAAUUAUAUGAAGCAUAAAUUUUUCAGAAUAUUGAAGAGAACAUUGUAUUCUAUGUCGAGUUUGAAACUAACAGUUGUUAAUCCAUAUUUGUUAGAACAACUUGACGAUGCUAGUGUUGUAUUUAAAAUUGCAAAAGAUUUCAAAGUGUUUUUCCAAGAAUUGCUUACAACAUUCAAUACAUCAGAAAACUAUAAGCCCCAACUAGCAGAUGUUUUUAUCUCGUUAUUGACAAGGUUCUUUAAUUUUUUGAAAAAAUUUUUUGUUCAAAUUAUUUCCAAGAAUAGGAACUCGCGUAGUAUUUUAUCUAUAUGGGUUGCCGAUGAAGAAUUAAAGGCAAUUACAUUGAAACUACAAGAUAAUCCAGCAUCUGAUAAUAAAGAAGGAUUCCAUGAUCCUGAAACGGAUGUAAUAUUUAAGCAUUGCCCCAAAUUUUUUGAUGAGGAAAAUACGUUAUUAGAAAGCGACUUGUUAUCUUUACCUACCGUUGAAAACAUAUUACAUCUGGUGGAGACUUUGGAUUGGCUAACAAGCUGGUUAGACGGAUUAAAAAAGGAAGUUACUUAUGAGCCAAUUUCUCCCAAUGUUGAUGUUGAUAUCUUGAAAAGAUAUUGGACAUUUUAUGAAAACAUGGACUUGGAUGAAUUAGAGACCAGGGAAGUAACUAAAUUUUGUUUGGCUGAAGAUAGAUCCAAAAAUUUUGACAAAACACUUGGAACAUACAAAGAUUUGUUGAAUACCUGCUUGUUAUAUUUAAGAUAUGAUAUACGUGCUAAGUGUAUGUAUUAUAUUUCAAAGGCUAUUAACAAUACUGAGUGGUGCACAGAAACAACCGCUUUGGAAGUUAGUAACUAUAUUACCUCUUUAGAUUCCGAGUUGUAUUUAGAGGAAAAUAUGUUGAUCAAUACAGUGUCCCAAAGAGAAAGAAAUUUUAUUUUUAAAGGAUUAACCUCGUUCUGUUCUAAUGUACUGAUUUCUUCAUCUCAGUCGAUGUCAUCUAUGAACAGUUUUGGCUAUAAGAAGUUGAUGAAAAAUAUAGAAACUUUACAAAAGAGUUUAAGAGGACUAGCAGAUGUUUCUAAAGACAAAGGACUGGAAUAUUGUUUCAAAUAUUAUAAUCUUUUUGAGCACAAUGAAAAUAGGAUCAUUGAUAAUUAUAAUAAGGGCUAUUAUGAUGAAUUUUAUGAUUAUAAUUUGAUUAAAAAUAUUAUUAGGUUGAAAUUCAGUGAAAACAUUAAGAAACAGGCCUUUGCCAGCCAAAAUAAAAAUGGGCAUAAACAAAUUGUGUCUUCAUUGUCUGCAAAUAAACGAUAUUCUGAAAUCGUUAAGAAAUUGAACAAACAUUGA